Molecule: messenger RNA, 2675 nt
Organism: Dimorphilus gyrociliatus
Lineage: Eukaryota; Metazoa; Annelida; Polychaeta; Dinophilidae
Source: the annotation of a GenBank genome assembly
GUGGCGCUUCCGUUUUUGAUGAUUCACUGCUGAUUUGUCCAGAUUUCACGACGAAAACCUCCUGGUUUCAAAGCAAUCAAGCCGAAUAAGAGACAGAUUUUUAUUCUGAUUCUACUACUUCUACGAUUUACAUUACAAGCAAAGGAAUAUUGAUAAUAAAGAAUGAAGUUGUUCAGUUUAGCAGUUCUGUACAGAAAUAAUGAGGACAAAGCAGUUAUCUUGUCAUCUUAUCAAGAUUUAACAACAUUCAGUUUUUUCCAAAGAAGCAGCUUUCAAGAGUUUAUGCAAUUUACCAGUAGGCUAAUCGCUGAACGGUCAAAUAUGGGAGACAGAUCAUGUGUAAAACACGAGGGUACGUAAAUCUCAACACGUAAUCAGUGGUAAUUAAUAACAAGAUAUUUUAUAUAUUUUGUUCAAUGUAUUUCGCAUUGAUUUUUUAAUUCGUAGAAUAUGUAGAAACCAAAAUUUCUUUCCAAAAUGGACUCAUUAUUUGGAAAGCUAAUUAAUUCAACAAAAUUAUGUUUAGUAUUAGCGUCUAGUGAGAGUUACUCAUGGUCUUUUACACCUCUUUGUUAUAUAUUUUGCAUCAUUAGUAAGGCUUAGCGUUGUUUGCGUCCACGUACAACAACAAAAAAAUAUCGAUUUAGAUAAUUAUUUUCAUCUCUUACUUAAAUAGAAAAGUACGUGAUAGUUUACAAAUAUUCUGAGAUGUUUGUUUGUCUUUUUUUAUAUUUUUUGAUAUUCAUAUUCUUUUUUUUAUUGUUUCAAAUCUGUCUUUUAAAUUGAUUGAUUAACUUUGAAUCAUUUUUCUCUAGACUACAUGUGCCACUGCUAUAUUAGAAUGGAUAACUUAACGGCUGUUUUGAUAUCUGAUUUUGAAUAUCCGAAAAGAGUCGCAUUUACUAUGAUGAAUAAAGUAUUAGACGAUUUCUCAAUUAAAUAUCCACCAUCAGCAUGGACUAGUGCUGGGGACCACUCUCUUACAUUUCCAGAAUUAGAGCAAUUUUUAACAAAAUAUCAGAAUCCUAAAGAAGCUGAUGGAAUGAUAAAAUUACAAACUGAUCUAGACGAAACAAAGAUCAUAUUGCAUGAAACCAUCAAUAAAGUAUUGCAGAGAGGAGAAAAAUUAGACGACUUAGUCGAUAAAAGUGAGGCUCUUAGUAUGCAGUCGAAGGCGUUUUAUAAAACUGCUAAGAAAACGAAUCAAUGUUGUAGAAUAUUAUGAAGAACUACAAACUUCGCUAGGGCCUUUUGUUCUAAAUAUAUAAAAAUUUUAUUUAUAUAUAAUAUAUUUAUAUAUUGUAAUAUAACAUUAUAUAUAUAUAUAUAUAUACUGUAUAUAUAUAAUGUGUUUAUAAAUAUAUAUAUAUAUAUAUAUAUAUCUUACUUAUAUUGUCGACAUAGAAUCGUUAUCAAACGAAAUUGUAAAGAAAAUUGUUUAGAUGUAUUUAGUAUAUAUUGUUUGGAUAUCCGCUUAACUAUGUUGUAUAAAUUAUUACGAUAACUUAAUUUCCCAUAUAUUCCUGAAUGUUCCCCACAUAGAAAUGCCUUUAUCGAUAAAAGAGAAAUAUUUUUUGAAACAAUUUUAAGUUAAUAUAAAGCAGCGAAAAAGGAAAAUCCCAAAAGAAUGACCUGUACUUGAAAAUUUCACUUUUAAAAACAGCUUAAAAAAUUUAUUGAUUAAAAAGAAACGAUAACAAAUCAAUAAACUGAAGAAAAUGAAGAAAGAGUUUAUUGCUUGACCGUAAACGCUUCUGCGUUAUUUCUAAGGUUGAUUUCUCUUAUAAAUAUAUACUCUAUAUACAGUAUUGACAAACGUAUAAUGUAGGAGAAAGGCAUAACUUAGUGUAUAUUGAAUUUCCCCAAAACAGAAACACAAAAUAUUAUAUUUAGGAUGUAUACUUUAUUGAAAAUAAAUUAAAGAAAUUAAACCAAUACAUGAAUGAAAAAAAUGUACAGUUAUGUAAUUUACAUAAGCACAAUGAAAUUGCAGAUACAUUAUUAUUGUUAAAAUAUGCAUGAAUGUCUCUUCUGCAAGAUUAUAAGCAUCACAAAGCAAAUGAUGCAAAUUAGAAAUAGCUACUUUUUUUUUUCGUGCCUACAAGCUAUAACGUAUCUCUGGCUGACCAUUAAAGGGGGAGAGUAACCACUGGGAUAUGAACUGUCCUCAAACAAAAUAGAAUAAUCUAAAUUACUGGAUGUGGGCAAUUCAUGGACUAUACCCUUAUAAAAACAAGUUGUUUGAGGGUAUAAAGCAUAGACAGUUGUUCCUUUUGGGAAAAGAGCAUAGGAAUCUGUAUCUGGGCUUGCUUUAUACUUAGGUAAAGGUACAAGGCGUCUCUUUCCGAGAGUAUGCCGCUCUUUACCUUCUUCGGCGUCGACGUCAUCAAUGUCGUAUUUACCCGUUGCCGAGUUAAAUGAAACAACCUAAAAAAAAUAAUAAAUAUUAUUAUUUUUAGAUUUCAUUAGACGUUUUCUCCUAUAACGAUUGAAUAAAUUUAAUACAAUAAUAUUUCUCUAUUUUACUUUAUUUAAUAUCAUGAAAAAUAUGACUAUAAAAGGAAGAAAGCGGAACUUUUAAAGUAAACUUCCUAUAAUACUUUUUUUUCAUUUUUCACUUAAAUAUUUCAGUGAUUAAUUUAGCAAAAACUUUUCGAUGAUCUCCAUCAACUAAA